Messenger RNA from Bufo gargarizans (Asiatic toad), 1193 nucleotides. RefSeq names its product phosducin like (gene PDCL). NCBI's taxonomy places the organism in Eukaryota, Metazoa, Chordata, Amphibia, Anura, Bufonidae. The record is from RefSeq and is a predicted model, not a curated record. The coding region runs from base 160 to 1044 and encodes 294 amino acids. The transcript has 4 exons. Gene Ontology annotation, biological process: regulation of G protein-coupled receptor signaling pathway.
CCUCCUGUCCUCAGCUCUACCCGCCUCGAGGCUCCUCCUCUUCCAGGCAGGUCACAUGACGUCCUGCAAUCCCCGCCCUUCUCUCUUCUUCCCGUUGUCGGAGGAGGUGAUCGUUACAGUGCAGUCUGCAGACUCCUCGUCAUAUAUGAUAGCGCCAUAAUGACCACCCUGGACGAUAAGCUGUUGGGGGAGAAGGGUCAGUACUACUACAGCAGUAGCAGUGAUGACGAGGACAGCGAGCAGGAUCGUGCGGUACGGCAGGGAACCGUGGGAGAAUCCGAUGGAGGGAAGGAGGGAAGUGCAGUCAACACAGGUCCAAAAGGCGUCAUUAAUGACUGGAGGCGCUACAAGCAGCUGGAGACGGAGCAGAGUGAGGAGCAGAAGAAGGAACUGGAGCAGCUGGUGAAAAGGUUGUCUAUGACGUGUAAGUCUCACAAUGAUGAGGAGAAGGACAAACAGAAGCAGAAGGAGCUUGACGAAAAAAUACACUCAAAGAUGACGAUGCAAGAGUACAAUAUGCUGAACGAGGAAGACGAUGAAGACUUCUUGGAGCAAUACAGGAAGCAGAGAAUUGAUGAGAUGAAGCAGCAGCUCUGCCACUCGCAGGUUUUCAAGCAAGUGUUUGACAUCAGCAGCGGUGAGGAGUUCCUGGACUCUGUCGAUAAAGAACAGAAGAACACCGUGGUGGUAAUCCUCAUCUACGAGGACGAGGUUUCGGGUGCAGAAGCUGCCAGCGGUAGCAUAAUCUGCCUGGCAUCCGAGUACCCCGGGGUGAAGUUCUGCAGGGUAAAAAGUUCCCUUUUAGGAACCAGCAGUAAAUUCACCAAGAGUGCUCUGCCAGCGCUGCUGGUCUACAAAACCGGGGAGCUGAUUGGCAAUUUUGUUCGGAUAACGGAUCAACUCGGGGAAGAUUUCUUUGCUGUCGACCUGGAAGCAUUUUUGCAGGAGUGCAGCUUGUUACCAGAGAAGGAUCUGGUCCGCACUUCUGUGUGUAAUCCUUCCAUUCAGGGCUACAGUGAUGACAGCGACCUAGACAUAGACUGAUGACUCCUUCCGGAUUGUAUAUUGGUGCUGCUUUCUUUAUAUGUUAAUUUAUAAUAGUUUAUAUAAUUACCAUGGUUAAAAUAUAGCGUAACCCGUUCUAGCGCAUUGUUUUAAAGUUUUUCUAGUUCAAAUACAUCAUUCCAAUUUCA